This is a messenger RNA of Sphenostylis stenocarpa, 396 nucleotides long. The record is from the annotation of a GenBank genome assembly. Lineage: Eukaryota; Viridiplantae; Streptophyta; Magnoliopsida; Fabales; Fabaceae.
AUGGCAAUGAACCAUGCCAGAUCUAUAAGGCACAUUCUUACCACCAAAGAGGUUUUUGGGGUUGCAUGCCAACGAACUUUUGCCACCGGUAAAGCAAAGAAAGGAUCCAAAGGUGGUGGAGCUGCUGAUGCGCCCAAAGCAUCAACCCUUAGCAAAGAAGUCAAGUCAAGCACAGUUGUAGGUGCCAACAUUCUCAAGGAAGGAACUGAUCCAAAAAUCCAGCCUGAUUCAGACUACCCUGACUGGCUGUGGCAUCUGCUCGAUAAACGCCCCGCACUUAGUGAACUACGUAGGAAGAAUAUUGAAACACUAGCUUAUGACAACCUAAAACGCUUUGUUAAGCUGGAUAACCGGGCAAGGAUCAAGGAGAAUAACUCUGUGAAGGCAAAGAACUGA